Angiostrongylus costaricensis is the source of this 579-nucleotide messenger RNA. The record is from the annotation of a GenBank genome assembly. Lineage: Eukaryota; Metazoa; Nematoda; Chromadorea; Rhabditida; Metastrongylidae.
AUGGUAGGACCAGCAGGACCACCGGGACCACCAGGACCAGAUGGAUUAGAUGGGAGAGACGGUUCACCAGGUACAGAAGGAGAACAUGGACAAGAUGCGGGGUUAAAUGAUAUACCAAACGAGAAUGAUUUGUGUUUCGACUGUCCAUCGGGACCUCCAGGUCCACCUGGUAGACCAGGAAUAAAGGGCCCACCAGGAAAACCAGGUAACGACGGCCAACGAGGAGCUCCUGGAUCACCAGGAAAACAAGGAAUACCUGGACCACCUGGGAACUCUGGCAACCGUGGUAGACCUGGUCUGCAAGGCCUUGAUGGGUCACCAGGUAUAUGUGAAGAAAUUGUGAUACCUGCUGGCCCGCCUGGACCAAAGGGACCUAUUGGUGAGCAAGGUCAGGAUGGACCAGCUGGAAAACCAGGAACUCCUGGAGCAGAUGGGCCACAAGGACCACCUGGAGAUCCUGGUAGAGAUGGUCCGCCUGGAGAACCAGGACUUCCUGGCCCUCCUGGAAUAGGUGGAGAAGUUGGAGUGAGCGGAGGUUGCGAACACUGCCCAUUACCUCGCACAGCGCCGGGUUAUUGA